AUGCCGAGGACCUCUGCGAGGAAGUCGCCGAUGAGAGGAGCAGCUGAGGAGGAGGAGAACGCGCCCUGGACGCCCCAAUGCAGCCCCGACCCGCCGCUGCCCCGCCUGAUCCUCUCCGUCGACCACCGCCGUCGUCGGUAUCUUCCAAAACUGCAGCAAAACCGAAAGCUACGCACAGACAAAGUAGCCAUGGAUGGAGCCCUCGAGCUGGCGCUGUUCCACGGGCAGGAUCGCAGCCUGUUCCACCGGCUGGUGCGGGACCUGUCUCAGGACGCCGAGAGCAUGCGGUGGGUGAUGGCGUUCUGGCUCUGGCUCGAAUCGGCGGGGCACCACAACUUCAUCCACCGCGUCUCCGCGAUGCCAGGCCCCGUCGUGCGGCGCUUCGUCGAAGAGGCGCUCGCCUGCCUCGCGCGCCUCGCCGGCCGGAAGCUGGCCGGCGCCGGCGAGCUCCUUCCCUGCACGAACGCGCUCCUGGCCGAGCGCAUCGAGAAUGUGAGCUACUUCGACGAGCGCCGCGGCGAGGUCGCGCCCAGCGUCAGGUCCCUGUACAAGAACAUCUGCCGCGUCGUCUUCAACGACGCCUGCCUCGCCGACGACGCCGUCUUCCUGCCGAGGACCGCCACCACUAACAGAGUCGGUGGCAGUGGCACCUCCGCGCCGCGCGCCGUCGGCACGCCCGUGGUGGCCGCGUUCGCCGGUACCGCCCCAGUGGUCCGCAACCGCAACACGGCGGCGGUGUCUUUCUCCCAGCUGAACGCGAUGGCAGCACCGUGGUGCCCUAUCCCUAUCCGUGCGGCGGCGUAUGAGCAGCAGCAGCAGCAGCAGCCGCAGCAGGAGGCCAUCAGCCCCAUACCGGAGGAGUUCCGCUCGCUCUUCAUCACCUUCUCCCGAGGCUACCCCAUCAGCAAGGAGGACAUCGAGGAGUUCUUCAACGCGAUUCACGGGCCGUGCGUGGAGGCAGUGAUGGUGGAGAGGGCGCCAUCGGGGCAGAUGCCGGUGUACGGGAGGGUGGUGCUGCGCAGCCCGGACAUGAUCCCGCUGCUGCUCGGCGGCCAGCAGACGGCCAAGUACAUUAUCAAGGGCAAGCACCUCUGGGCCAGGAUCUUCGUGCCCACCGCUAGGCACCCGACCAUCUCUGCUUGA
Lolium rigidum is the source of this 1143-nucleotide messenger RNA. RefSeq lists its product as uncharacterized. The coding region runs from base 1 to 1143 and encodes 380 amino acids. The transcript has 4 exons. The record is from RefSeq and is a predicted model, not a curated record. NCBI's taxonomy places the organism in Eukaryota, Viridiplantae, Streptophyta, Magnoliopsida, Poales, Poaceae.